Molecule: messenger RNA, 951 nt
Organism: Rhincodon typus (whale shark)
Lineage: Eukaryota; Metazoa; Chordata; Chondrichthyes; Orectolobiformes; Rhincodontidae
Product: probable G-protein coupled receptor 139
Exons: 2
Coding region: 1-951 (316 amino acids)
Biological process (GO): G protein-coupled receptor signaling pathway
Cellular component (GO): membrane
Molecular function (GO): G protein-coupled receptor activity
Source: RefSeq, a predicted model, not a curated record
AUGAGAUCCGAUGAUGAAACGCGGCUGGUCAGAGUUAAGCUUAACUUCCUGGGAAUUGUGAUCCUGUCUCGUGGAAAGUGUGGCCUCUCGACUUGCACAGCUCGUUACCUGGUGGCCAUGGCAACAGCAGAUCUAUUGGUCAUUGUCACUGAGGUCAUAUUGUGGCGUAUCAAUUAUUAUUAUUUCCCAGGGUCAUUCCUUGAGCUUACACCUGUGUGCAGUGUUAACGAUGUCUUGCUCCGAGCAGCCACAGACUGUUCUGUCUGGUUCACUGUCACUUUCUCCUUUGAUCGAUUUGUGGCCAUUUGCUGUCAGAAGUUAAAAACAAAAUACUGCACGAAGAAAACUUCAGCUGCGUUUCUAGCAGCAACCACUAUUCUGUCUUGUUUAAAAAACACCCCUCAGUACUUUACAUAUCAACCAUGGGUUAUAAUCAACAAUGUACCAAGGCUCUGUUAUCGAAAGCCAGUCUAUUAUACUGAACCUGGAUGGGUAGCAUUUUCCUGGCUUGACAGGAUCUUAACACCAUUGCUUCCAUUCUCUUUAAUUUUGUUGCUCAAUGCUCUGACAGUCAGGCACAUUCUAGUCGCCAGUCGUGUCCGCAAAGGACUGAGGGGUCAGAGCACGAGAGAGAGUCCCAGUGAUCCGGAAAUGGAGAGCCGAAGAAAGUCUGUGAUUUUACUCUUCACCAUAUCUGGCACCUUCAUAGUUCUGUGGUUGGUGUAUGUUAUAGAGUUCAUAUAUUAUAACGUAAAAGGAAUAAAUCCCUGGGAGUACAGUGAUUCCGAAUACGUAUUUCGGGAAGUUGGGUGGAUGUUGAGGAAUUUAAGUUGCUGCACAAAUACAUUUAUUUAUGGUGUGACGCAGUCCAAGUUCAGAGAGCAAGUUUGGUGUGUAGUGAAAUAUCCAAUCACAUCAGUUCCUAAAUUAAUGAAUAAAGAAAGUACUUAG